AACCGGACGGAGCUGGGGAGGGAGUGGCAGUCGGCGCCAAACGAGCCAAACGAGCGGAGCCUGAGGAUGGCUGCGUCGGGUCCCUUCCCGCUGCUGGUCGAAGGGUCCUGGGGCCCCGACCCCCCGAAGAACUUGGUCACCAAGUUGCAGAUGUACUUCCAGAGCCGGAAGAGAUCGGGAGGCGGGGAGUGUGAGGUCCGCCAGGAGCCAGGCAGCCCGCCCCGCUUCCUAGUGCUCUUCUUCCCGGAGGACGUUCGGCCAAAAGUUCUGGAGAGAGCGAACCAUGAGUUAGUAUGGCCAGGAAAAGGAACAUUCAAGUUAACUGUCCAGUUGCCCACAGCCCCAGAUGCUGUCUUUGAGGAGGAAGUUCCAACAGAAGAAUCCAAGCCCAAAGAACAUGUCAAAGAACCAGAUGCAUCAGAAGAACUGGAAACAGAAUUCUCUCUCACUAGAAGAUCAGAAGAAAUGGAAGAUAUCCCCAAAGAAUGUGAAAAUAUUCCCUCUUUGGUUGCAUUUGAAAAUCUCAAGGCAAAUGUGUCGGAUAUAAUGUUAACCUUGUUAGUGGAGAACAUAAGUGGCCUGUCCAGUGAUGACUUUCAAAUGGAAGUAAUGCGAGAUUUUGAUGUUGCCGUGGUUACCUUUCAAAAAUAUCUAGAUAUCAUGAAAUUUGUUGAAGAUUGUGCCAACUACCAUUCAGUGAAAGAGCUUCAGCUUUCUCCAAGACUUCUGGAAGUGACAAAAACUAUCAGGGUUGAAAACCUACCGCCUGGUGUUGAUGAUGAUAGUUUAAAAAAUUUAUUUGGAAAUCCUCAUAAUGGAGGGGGAAGAGUGGUCAACAUUGAGUAUUUUCCUGAAGAGAGUUCGGCUCUGAUUGAGUUUUUUGACAAAAGAGUGUUAGACACCAUCUUGACCAAGAAACUUGAACUCAAUAAUAUGCCACUGUCUGUGUUCCCGUAUUAUACCUCUUUGGGCACAGCCUUGUAUGGAAAGGAGAAGCCUCUGAUCAAGCUUCCAGCCCCAUUCCGAGAAUCCGUGGAUCUUCCCUUAUGGAAGUUCUUCCAGAAAAAGAAUCACCUGAUUGAGGAGAUAAAUGAUGAAGUGAAACGUUGUCACUGUGAGCUAACAUGGUCCCCACUCAGUGGUGAUGUUACCAUCAGACCCGCGGCCACCUUAGCCAAUCAAGGAAGACGAAGAAUCAAGACCUGGCAGAAAGACGCUUCCACAGCAUUCUCUGGUAUCAGGUCUCAAUAUGAAGUUACUCUACUUAAGGUGGAUCCAAUAGUGUGGGACGUCAUAAAAGAAGAUUUAGAAGAUGAUAGGAUUUUGAUGGAGUUUGAUACAACUAUGGGGAUUGUAACCUUAGUGGGGAAAUCAGAGGAUAUACAAAACAUUGAGCCACAAAUCAAGGAAUUAAUAGAAAGUACCACUCAAAAAAUUAAAAGAGAAGAGCAAAGUCUGAAGGAAAAAGUGGCCAUUUCUCCAGGAAGGUAUUCUCUUCUGUGCCACAGUGGUGUCCAAGAGCGUCUCUUCAAGGAGUGCCCAGAGAUGGAGAUUUCUUAUGAUAGAGCCACUCAACACUUGUGCUUGAAAGGACUCCGAGUAGAUGUGUAUAAAGUAAAGUGUGAACUCCAGGAAAUGGUGUACACCAUGGUUCAGAAAAACAUUCAGUUUCCCCCUGAGGUUUUCCAGUUUUUGCAACAGGUAGACUGUGCAGAAUUCUCUAAGUCUCUUUUUAUAGCACAGAAAAUUCUUGCAAUUUAUGAGCUAGAGGGCACAACUAUUCUCUUAACCAGCUGUUCUUCUGAUGUUCUGUUAGAAGCUGAAAAGCAAAUGGUGAGCGCCUUACAUUAUAAGUGCAUUGACGUUGAGGACAGGGAAGUUCUUAAUGACAAGAAAUGGAAAGGACUCACUAGUAGUUUGCAUAAGACACAUAAUUCAUUGUCAAAGACUGUAAUAAUCAACGAGUUAACUUCAGAAACCACGGCUGAGGUCAUCAUUGCAGGCUGUGUGAGACAAGUAAAUGAAGUCCAUCGCUUGCUUUUUAACUUCGUGGAAAAACACACGAAAAUAGAGAGAUUGAUUGAAGUAAAGCCUUCCUUAGUUAUUGAUUAUUUAAGGUCACAAAAGAAGUCAGUCUGGCAAAAGCUAAAGAGGGAAAAUGUGCAGGUAAUUUUCAAUCAUGAGCACAAACCAAAAGGGAUUUUACUAACUGGCCCAAAGCCCGAAGUCCUCGAGGGAAUGAAGACGGUCAAGGAAGCCCGGGAUUCAGUCCGUGUUAAAAGCAUCCGUAUCGAUAUGCCGGGAGCCAGGCAGUUGUUCCAGGAUAAGGCACAGUAUUGUAAAAGUGAGGUCAAACGGUCAUUUGGUUGUUUUCUUGAACUACAGAAGAAUGAAGAGGAGGAGGGAGGCAGCACUGACGGGCGGAAGUGCUUCUGUCGCACAGACGUGGCCCCCGGGGUCUCGCUGAUUGUGCAGCAGGGCGACCUGACACAGUUUCCUGUUGAAGUCGUGGUGAAUGCAGCAAACGAGGACCUCAAGCUCAGUGGCGGCCUUGCUGCUGCUCUUUUAAAAGCAGCUGGCCCUGAGCUCCAAGCCGAAUGUGACCAGAUAGUGAAGCGAGAGGGCAAGAUCCCCGUUGGCCAUGCCACCAUCUCGAAAGCAGGAAAGCUCCCCUACCGUCAUGUGAUCCACGCCGUGGGGCCCCGGUGGACUAGAGAUGAGGCCCAGAGGUGUGUGGGCCAGCUAAAGAGAGUGGUGAAAGGAAGUCUCCUUUUGGCCGAAGACUACAAAUGCCAAUCCAUAGCCAUCCCUGCUAUUAGUUCUGGAAUCUUUGGCUUUCCCUUACUGCAGUGUGUGGAGACCAUUGUUUUGGCUAUCAAGGAAUACUUCCAGGACACCUGGGAUGGAUACACCUUGAAAGAGGUUUACCUAGCUGAUACGGCUGAGAAGACUGUCGAGGCCUUUGCCGAAACCGUGAAAACUAUAUUUAGAGACACCCUGCGUGGUACUGCUUCCCCACCCAGUGUACCAGCAGCGGUCCAGUCCAGCUUGAGACAAGAUCACGGACACGGACAAAUGCUGUUGUCCCCGAGAGGCCUGAGGAUCCUGUUGGUGAAAGGAGAUGUGCAGAAUGCAACGACCGAUGUUGUUGUCAACUCCAUUUCCUCGGAACUUGAGCUUAAUAGCGGGCCCCUUUCUCAGGCCCUCUUGAAUAAAGCUGGGCCAAAGCUCCAGGAGGAAUUGAACACAGCCGGACAAGGGAUAGCCGUCAGCGUGGGCACGAUUCUCCAAACCAGUGGUUGCAAUCUGCAUUGCCGCCGUGUGCUUCACGUGGUGGCUCCGGACUGGGCAAAUGACAGCACCUCUUCAUCCAAGAUCAUGCAAGACAUAAUCAGAGAAUGUUUGGAAGUCACUGAGAGCUUGUCCUUGAAAUCAAUUGCAUUUCCAGCAAUAGGAACAGGAAAUUUGGGAUUUCCUAAACCUGUUUUUGCUAAAUUAAUCAUUUCCGAAGUGUUCAAAUUUCAUAGCAAGAACCAACCGUCAACUUUACAAGAGGUUCACUUUCUGCUGCACCCGAAUGAUCUUGGAAAUAUUCAGGCAUUUGCAGAUGAACUUGCCAGAAUGGCUAAUGGAAAUUUCGUCAGUGAGCAACUUCCCAAGGCCAAAGAUACGCAAGGUUUCUAUGGGACUCUUUCUAGCCCUGCUUUAGGAGUGCAUGAAAUGAAGAUUGGUCCCAUCAUCUUCCAGGUGGCCUCUGGAGAUAUCACUAAAGAAGAGGCAGACGUGAUUGUAAAUUCAACAUCAAACACAUUUAAUCUCAAAGCAGGGGUCUCCAAAGCAAUUUUAGAACAUGCUGGACCAAGUGUGGAAAUGGAAUGUUCUCUCCAAGCUCAACAGGGCAAAAGUGAUUAUAUAAUUACUGAAGGUGGAUCAUUGAGGUGCAAGAAUAUUAUUCAUGUCGUUGGUGGAAAUGAUGUCAAGACAUCGGUUUCCUGUGUUUUACAAGAGUGUGAAAAUCGGAAUUACUCGUCCAUUUGCCUCCCAGCCAUUGGAACAGGAAGUGCCAAACAAGACCCUGAUAAAGUUGCCGGAGCCAUAAUUGAUGCCAUUGAAGACUUUAUCCAGAAAGGAGCAGUCCAGUCUGUGAAAAAAGUUAAAGUUGUUAUCUUUCUGCCUAAACUACUGGAUGUGUUUUAUGACAAUAUGAAAAAAAGAGUAGGAUCUCAGGCUUCUGUCAAACAAUCUAUGAUAUCUAAACUUGCAUCAUAUUUUGGCUUAUCAAGGCAAUCUCCCAAAAAACAGAAACCUUUGGUUUUGGAAAAGAAAACAGAAUCAGCCAUCUUUCAGGUGUGUGGUGAAAAUGUAAAAUGUGUGGCAGACGCCCUCUCCUGGAUACAGAAUCUGAUUGAAAAGGACCAGUGGAGUUACACCAGUGAAGAUGAAUGUAUCAAAGACUUUUACGAAAAGGAAUAUGGGAAAUUGAAGGAGCUGCAGGAGAAAUUAGAUAUUUCCAUUUCCGUGGACAAUAAAAGACCUUUGAUUGAGGUUUUUGGAAUUACCAGAGAUGUGAUGAAGGCUAGAGAUGUAAUUGAGGAAAUGAUGAAGAGAGUUAGGUCAGACAAAGAACAGGAAUCCCGGGCAGAUGCUGUCAGUGAAUUUAUAGAAUGGCAAUAUAGUGAUAAUACCACUUCCCAUAGUUUUGACAAAAUAACCAAUCUGAAAUUGGAGGAGGCAAGAAAAGCAAAGAGAAGGACAGUUAGUGUCAAAAUUAAUUCUCAGCGCUACACAGUCGACUUGAACACAAACACUGCUACAGAUGCAAAUGGAUACCAAUUAUCUGUUCAGCGCCUUAUAAAACCAGAAGCUGAGCUCCCUCCACACUGGAGUGAUAUGAAGCAGCAGAAUGUCUGUGUGGUUGAGCUGCAGCCUGGUCAUCCAGAAUACACCACUGUGGCAAGCAAGUUUAAUCAGACCUGCUCAAACUUCACCAUAGAGAAGAUUGAGAGGAUCCAGAAUCUAGAUCUCUGGAAUAGCUACCAGGCAAAGAAAAAAACCAUGGAUGCCAAGAAUGUCUCUGUAACAAAUGAGCAGCAGCUCUUCCACGGGACAGAUGCUGGCUCAGUGCCACAUGUUAACCAAAAUGGCUUUAACCGCAGUUACGCUGGAAAGAAUGCUACGGCAUAUGGAAAGGGAACCUAUUUUGCUGUCAAUGCCAAUUAUUCUGCCCAUAAUACAUACUCCAGACCAGACAGUAAUGGGAAAAAACAUAUGUAUUAUGUGCGAGUACUUACUGGAGUCUACACGUGUGGAUAUCAGGGAUUAAUUGUGCCUCCUCCAAAAAACGCUCAAAAUCCUACUGACCUCUAUGACACAGUCACAGAUAACAUGCAGAAUCCAAGUUUAUUUGUCGUAUUUUAUGACUAUCAGGCUUACCCCGAGUACCUCAUUACUUUUAGACAGUAACAUUUUUGGUAUCCCUCACAGGAGACGUUAUUCAUCUACACAUAUCUAGUUGUAAAACAAGUUUUAGAUUUUUUAUUUUUCUCUUAACAGCUUUUCCUAAGAUCAAAGGAUCCUUGUCACUGAAGUCAUACUUUCUUCAGCUUCCAUUUCAUAACUGGAAAGAAGCUAUCUUGAGAGCAAUAAAUUUGAGAAUUUAAAUCAGAUAACUUGGUCCCAACUGUGGACAUCACACUGUAGAACAGGCUUGUAUUCUCAGGAAGGAGAGAAUAACAUUAGUCUUAAAAGCAGAGGGCACAGCCAUGCAAUUUUAGCUGCUGCUGAAGGAGACAGCUGGUAUCCCGCCAGGACGCCAUAUUGCUGUGGGGAGCACAGUAUUCCUAAGUGGGUGGGACUGCUUUCUUCCCUGAGGGCAGGGAUGGUGUCUUACUCAUUUUUUUUUAUCCGUGGGCUGAGGUCCAUGCCUGAUGUACACUACUAGAUGCUCCAUAAAUGUUUCAUAAAUCAAUUAAGAAUGAAAAAGCCUAGUUGGACUCCUACCCAAAGUAGGAACCAUCUCUUCAACACCCUUGACUUGUCACUUUGCCUCAAAUUGAGCAGAUUCCUUGACAGGGGACUUUGGUUACAAGAACCAGCCCAUAACACAUGGGACAGCUCCAUUCUGGGCUCUGGCUUUGCAGUGCAGCUGCACCCGCCCAGUCCUGGGGCUGUGGUCUAGCUUGUGGUCCAGGGGAAUUGUGUCCCAUGGAGUUGUGCAGCCCGUAGUCCUGGCUCCAUUGGUCCUUUUUAUGUUGAACCCAAAUCUGCCUUCUUCUAACUUCUACUCAGUGGUCUUAGUUUUGCCCAGUGAAAACAGUGAGAUAAAGCCUGCUACAUCUUCAAUAUGAAAUCCUCUACUAUGUUAAGAUUAAAUGAAUUGUAAGGUUUUUAAAUAGCGUAUUUUCCUUGGCAGCCUAGCUUUUGAUACUUUUAAAGCCUUGUGCAUAAAUAAACCAAAGGAAUUAAGCAUAUUGCUAAUUUGCUAACUCGUAUCUAAUGGAUGGUAAAGAAAAGUUUUUUUAACUUUUCCAGGCGAAUUUCAGGUUCAAACACUGUUUAUUGAGUAUCUAGAUUGUACCACGUAGUCUAAUAGCUGCUUUCACAGACAGUAUUUAUUAUAUUCUCCCAAACCAUCUUGUGAGGUAAGACUUAUAUCCCCAUUUUAAAGCUGAGGACUGAUGCUAAGAGUGCAAGAAGCUUCCUUGCCUGGGGUCACCUAGGUAACAGCUUCAGAGCCAGGAACUGCAUCUUGGUCUCUGUGUCAUCAAGCCCUUUGCUCUUCCUGCUUCAGAAGAUGGCCUCUAGAGUAACAUUACUGAUUCAGGAACAUCUCAGACAAUCUGUGAAUUACUCUCAUAUUCCCUUGGCUUUUUCUUUGUAGCUUUGGUUUCUAUUGUAGAGUCUCCUCAUUUGAAGCUUUGUAGGCCAAGGGUCAUGAGCCGAUGCCCACGCGGAGCCAGUGCAGAUGGUGCCCUUGCAUGCUAGGAGUUGCUAGGAAGAUAAAGGUGCUCUUCCCUGACUGCCGGAACGCCUGCACUUCAAGCUGAGGAGGCUGAAAGGGCCACAGUUGCUGCUUCAUUAACACAGCUGUCUUGAAAUUUUUCUUGUUUGUGCUGUUUGUUUUUUAAGUGGAUUGAUAAAGUCUCCUUAUUGCUUAUGAGUGCCUUCCCAGCCACUGCCAUUUGAACUCGGGCUUGACAGUGAGUCUAAGAAAUAAAAAGGAGAGCCGUGAAUUUGCUCUUGUUCUCCAGUGGUUUAGUGAACUUAGGGCAAGGCUAAAUAUCAGAGUGUAUUGCACCAAAGUAGAAUGAUCUGGUCAGUAAAUGUGAUAGUUAUCCUCAAACUGAAGGAAUAUGUCAUUUACUCCUUUUUGAGUAAAAUACUUGGAAAAUGGCAUUUGGUGGUAAACAUCUUUAUCCUUAAAGGCAAAUACAGGAGAGCCUGAUGAUAAACACAGGCUGUUGCUGACAGAAGACCACACUGCACAAGACAGCAGCGAGGAAUCCUCAGCCUAUCAGUCAGAUUCAGCUGAAAAUUACAGGAAGGCCACAGUACAGGUUUAGUUCAGUAAAUCUGAAGGGCUAAUUGCCCACAGCAAGUAGCCCCUGCUAAAACAAGUCCACUUCGAGCCUGAGCUAGGUCUUGGAGGUCUAAGCUAGGGCCAAAGAUUCUUAACAUUUUGGGUAUUUGAAUCACCUGAGGUGUUUGCAGAGCCUGCAAGUUCUGGCCCAUGGCAAAGGAGUCAGAUUCUCUAGCUCGAGUGGGGCCUGGAAAUCUGCAUUUUAAGAAGCCCCCUCAAAGGCUCCUGACAUCCCUGAUACCCAGAGCCGCUUAGGACUUUCAUGAGCUGGAGGCACUUCUACCUUUGUGGGUCCCUUAUUCUAUAAAAAGUAGUAAAAAUUAUACUUUGCAACUGUAUUGAUAUAAACAUGAAUGUAACUGA
Messenger RNA from Equus caballus (horse), 7942 nucleotides. RefSeq names its product poly(ADP-ribose) polymerase family member 14 (gene PARP14). Gene Ontology annotation, molecular function: NAD+-protein mono-ADP-ribosyltransferase activity; transcription corepressor activity; RNA binding. Lineage: Eukaryota; Metazoa; Chordata; Mammalia; Perissodactyla; Equidae. The record is from RefSeq and is a predicted model, not a curated record. Gene Ontology annotation, cellular component: cytoplasm; nucleus. Gene Ontology annotation, biological process: protein poly-ADP-ribosylation; negative regulation of gene expression.